AUGAGUUCCCAACUGCUCACUUUCCAACCCUUCAAAGGGGUCUAUAUCCUGCUGCUCCUGCUUACCCCAAUCCCUUACCUCGCGUGCCUAUCCCUCCUCUACGUCUCUAGACCCCUUCGCCCUCUGCCAGGGUGGCCUCACAAGCUAUGCAUGAGAGUCGCAAUCAUUCGUGUCUUCACCCGAGGGGUGGCGACAAUCAAAUAUCAGCGGGCGCCACUGCUCACGCCAGGAAAGGCUAAAGAGAGAUUCGCAUUGGUCGAACCACCAGUGAAUGGCUUCUCCGGCGUCUUGGUAUCCUCCACGGUGAAGCCAGCCCCUGUUGGGGUGCUAUGGCAUCCUGGUAUCUUCCAAGCAGACAGGAGAGACUUGACUGGCAAGAGAGUUGUCCUUCAAUUCACAGGAGGCGCCUUCGUCCUUGGGUGGGACCCCGAGGAGACAGGGCGUGAUUUUGCAGAUGUCAUGUCCAGGCGAUUCCAGGCUACCAACACCCUCUACGUGCAAUAUCGACUAGCCAGACCUGGGAGUUGCUUUCCUGCCGCUCUGCAGGACACACUGACGGCCUAUUCGUAUGUGCUGGAUCUUGGCGUGGCACCUGAGGAUAUCUUCCUAUCGGGAGGCUCGGCAGGUGGCAAUCUUGUCAUUGCCCUCCUCCGAUAUCUCGAAACGCAGCAGGCGAAGUUUCCAUUGCCCAGAGGUGUAAUGCUAUUUUCUCCCUGGGUGAAGGUGUCCCGUGAUGCCGGCCAGGAAUAUGAUCGUUCCGCAGCAUCGCAAGUCGACGUCCUAUACGGGCCUCUUCUAGACUGGGGUGUCAGGGCCUACAUGCCAACAGGAGACGUUUCACCCGAAGUCGGACCUUUCAUCUCUCCGUUGAACCAUCCAUUUCGGGCUAGGACGCCGAUCUUCAUACAGACUGGGACGGGUGAGGCCUUCUAUCCCACAAUAAGAAGUUUCGCAGAGGAAAUGACCGCAGUUGAGGGCAACUGCGUCAGGCUCCACAAAUCGGCGCUCGCACCCCACGAUAUUCUAAUGAGUCAGAAGAUCUUGGGCUUGGAGUUUCAACUCGAAGAUGCUCUGGAUGAUGCUCGGAACUUUUUUGACCAGGCUAAACUGGAGAGGAGUGGUAGGGAAGUUGGUGGAUAA
This is a messenger RNA of Anthostomella pinea, 1140 nucleotides long. The record is from the annotation of a GenBank genome assembly. NCBI's taxonomy places the organism in Eukaryota, Fungi, Ascomycota, Sordariomycetes, Xylariales, Xylariaceae.